Messenger RNA from Calidris pugnax (ruff), 6055 nucleotides. RefSeq names its product chromosome unknown open reading frame, human C5orf22. Bases 64 to 1440 code for a protein of 458 amino acids. The record is from RefSeq and is a predicted model, not a curated record. The transcript is spliced from 9 exons. Lineage: Eukaryota; Metazoa; Chordata; Aves; Charadriiformes; Scolopacidae.
ACCGCCCGCCGGGAAGGAAGAGAGGCGGCCGGGCCGAGCUUCACCCUGCCCGGCUGCCGCGGCAUGAGCGGGCCGGGGACCGGCAGCGGGGAGCGGCCCCGCGGGAGCUGCCUGCGGACCUACCCGGCGCUGCCGGUGUGGGUGGUGGAGGAUCACCAGGACGUGCUGCCUUUCAUCUAUCGUGCCAUUGGUUCAAAGCAUCUUCCUGCCAGUAACAUCAGCUUUGUUCAUCUUGAUUCCCAUCCAGACCUUCUUAUCCCUGUGAAUAUGCCUGCAGACACUGUUUUUGACAAAGAAGCUCUUUUUAGUGAAUUAAGUAUUGAGAACUGGAUUAUGCCUGCUGUUUAUGCUGGUCAUAUUUCUCAAGUUGUAUGGCUUCACCCACCCUGGGCUCAACAGAUCUCCGAAGGAAAACAUGAUUUUUUAAUUGGAAAAGACAUAUCAACAACUACAAUUAGGGUUACAGGUACAGAUCAUUACUUUUUAAGUGAUGGUCUUUAUGUCCCCGCUGAUCAGCUAGAAAACCAGAAGCCUUUAAAUUUACACGUCAUCCUCAUCAAUCCUACUGAAGCGUCAAACAGCCAGGAAGAAAACGGCGAAGUAACAUCUGCUAAGAGACUGAAGCUACAUACAGAUGAUACAGCAAGCACCACUUCUGCCUCUUCAUCAGUGGCUCCUGGUGACCUUGAGCACAGCACCCCAAGUCUGAAGAAAAAGGGAGUACAAAAUGCAAGUGCUCCGAACAAGGCAGAAACAUUGACAGAGUGCUCAGCUUCAAGCUCUCUCAGUGAAUGCCCGAUAAGGGAAGUUGUUAAAGAUGUCUGCCAAGUACUUCAGAAAGGGGAUGCAUAUGUUUUAGACAUUGACUUAGAUUUUUUUUCAGUUAAAAAUCCGUUCAAAGAAAUGUACACACAGACAGAGUAUGAGCUUUUGCAAGAGUUGUACAAUUUCAAGAAGCCUCAUAGAAAUGCAACAGAGGAGGGCUUGCUGGAUUGUGUUGAAAACCGUGUUCAUCAGCUAGAAGAUCUGGAAGCAGCAUUUGCAGAUUUGUGUGACAAUGAUGACGAAGAGACCCUGCAGAAGUGGGCUGCGUAUCCUGGAAUGAAGCCACUUGUUCAACUAGUUCACAGUUUGAAAACCAGGAUGGAAAGCCCAGACUAUGAAAUGGUGCAUCAGGCAGGUCUGACCUGUGACUAUAUGGAGCUUCCCCACCACGUUAGCACUGAAGAGGAGAUCGAAGGCCUCAUACAAUCCAUUAAAGUGCUACUAAAAGAUAUGCCGAAGCCCACGCUUGUGACAGUUGCUCGAUCAAGUUUGGAUGACUAUUGCCCUUCAGAGCAGGUUGACAUCAUUCAAGAAAAGGUUCUCAAUUUACUAGGUUCAGUGUAUGGCACUCUGGACGUGCACUUAGAUUAUUCAAGCACCGCAUCUUCUUUGUGACCUUUCUUCAUGUAUUGCCCUCUGAUGCAGUGGAUUAAUUUAAAUUGCAUAUUGGCUGUGCUUACAAGAGGAAAAAUACUGUUAUUUCAGCAGGUGGCACUAGAACCCAAGCUGAGCAAGAGCUGGUUUGGAGUUGUGUUUCUUUCUCCAAGUCUACUGCAUCUGAACUGUUUGAACUAUUUGCAUCUGAACCUGUUUGGCUUUGUUCAUAUUAGUUCUGUGAUUAUUAUUUUUACUCUCUUGCUUCUUAAAAUUGAUGCAAGAGAAACUAUUUUUUGUCCAUAAAAUUAUUUUUUCACUUUAAGUGUCUGUAAAAAAAAAAUAUUGUAUAUAUAACUUCUUAAAAUAAACUGAUUUCUUUUAUGUAAUUAAACUUUUUUUGAUGGAGUUUGGUGAGUAACAGACAUGUACCGGAGCGCAUUGUACCUUUUAAAAAAUUAUCCCAAUAAUGCCAUUAAGAUAUUAGGUAUGCAUAGUGAUCUUUCUUAACUGCUGUGCUCAGAUGACCAGGUAUCUCUCUUAUCAUUUCUCUAGAGCAGUUUAUGGCUUCUGCUCCAUCCACAGAAUAUAAUUUAUAUUUAUAAUCUAUUGCAUUAAUAUUGUGUUAUUUUGCCUUAGAGUAUUUCAUUGGUGACUCAGAUAAUACCUCUAAUGUAAAACACUGGCUUGAUAUUUUGAUUUUUACAUAUUUUUGAGGAUAAAAAGUAUGCUUGCAUGUGCAUGCUUUUAUCUGUUGAAUCCUGUAAGGAGUUGAAUUGAUGUUUUCUUCAGAAAGAAAGAUUUAACUUCACUGAAGUCAGCAGCAAAACCUUCUGUACCAGGUUUUCACUCAUUUCAAUAUUGCUAUUCAGAAAAUAACAGGUUUAGAACCAUUUAAUUUAGAAAGCAAUUUGGUUCUAGAGAAAACUGCUACUUCCAGAGGGGAAAAAAAUAAAACCACCCAGGCUGUUUUCAUUAGUCUGUAAUACGUCCCCUCCUUCACCCCGUGUCAGGGCCCUGGGGCAAUGGCAGCCCUCGCUGACCUGGCUUCGUUCCAUGUGUUUGCCCAGUGAUCCCUGGGCUGCUGAUGGGACCUGCCGCUGUCACCAUCUGUCCCUGCUCUCCAGCCUGGGUGCCGUGGGGUCUGGCCAUCAGGCUGCACAGUCUCAGUUCAUUAAAUUGGCUGCACGAGCUGAGUGGGAAGAGUGAGCCCUUAGGCCCCACUGGGGCUUAGGGCAGUCCCUCUAUUCUCAGGUGGCUUCGCGAGAGCCUCAGUUGGCCAGGCAGAACUGUGCUAUCCCAUCCAGAGCACUUCUUUCUCUGGGGCUAAUGUAACUCUCCACAGCACAGGAGUAGACCCAACGGGCUCUUUUUUAUUCACUACAACCUUAUUCAAAGCCCAGCAAAGAGCAUCUCUUUCUUUAAAAAAAAAAAAAAAAUCUUUACACAACCAGUACGUGAUCUGACUCCAGUUCGUUUCUGUAUGCAAUAUAUGGCUGUUUAUAAUUUAUGAAGUAUUAAGGAACUUGGAUGCAAGGCUAAUCACGUCUGUGUGACAGAAGACAAAAGCAAAAAGAAAAGAGGUCCAUGGUCAUGGCAUUUAUUCUACUGGAAGAAAUAUUUUAAAAUAAUUACAUUAUUGCAAUCUAUAAUAUAGUCAUUUAUAUCAACAGCAGAAGUAGUGAAAAGCUGUAAAAGUGCACAAAGUCUCUGUAGAGCAAAUACUAAUGUUAAUGAAUGAGCUUAACUAUUUCAGAAGAAAUUACAAGCAAAAUUUAUUUGUAAUAAAAGACACUAUUCUAGGUGAUAUUUUUCUUUUUCCCAUUUCAGUUUCAUUCCCAAAUGACCAAUUGACUGACAGGUCAAUCUCAAAGAGUUACAGUAAAUGGGGUUAUGUCAGGCUGGGGGCCAGUCACCAGUGGGGUUCCGCAGGGCUCAGUGCUCUUUAAUGUUUUUAUAAAUGACCUGCACACAGGAAUCAAAUGUACAUUGAGUAAGAUUGCUGAUGAUACUAAGUUAGGAGGAGCUGUGGACUCCCUCAAGGGUAGAGAGACCUUACAGAGAGGUCUGGAUAGACUAGAGAGCUGGGAAAUCACAAACCGUAUGAAAUCUAACAAGAGCAAGUGCAGGAUUCUCCACCUGGGACAGGAUAGUCCUGGUUAUAUGUAAAAAACUGGGGAAUGAAAGGCUGGAGAGCAGCCCUGUGGAAAGAGAUCUGGGGGUCUGGGUUGAUGGCAAGUUGAAUGAGUCAACAGUGUGCCCUGGCAGCCAACCGUGUCCUGGGGUGCAUCAAGCACAGCAUAUCUAGUUGGUUGAGGGAGGUGGUUGUCCCAUUUUAUAUUGCAAUAAUGCAGCCCCACCUUGAGCACUGUGUGCAGUUUUGGGCGCCUCAAUGUAAGAAGGACAUCGGACUAUGACAGUAUGGCCAGAGGAAGGCAACCAACAUGGUGAAACGCCUCAAGGACAAGACUCACAAGGAGCAGCUGGGGUCACGGGUUGUUCAGCCUGGAGAAGGCUGAAGGGUGACCUCAUUGCAGUCUGCAACUUCGUCAAGGGGCGCAGCAGAGGGGGAGAUGCUGAUCUCCUGUCUCUGGUCACCAGAGAUAAGAUACAAGGAAAUGUCAGGGGAAGUUCAGAUUGGACAUUAGAAGAAGGUUCUUCACUGACAGGGUGGUAGGUCACUGGAAGGGGCUCCCCAUGGAAGUGGUCAUGGCACCAAUUCUGUCAGAGUUCAAGGAGCAUUUGGACGAUGCUCUUAGUCAAAUUGUUUCGUUUUCGGUAGUUCUGUGAGGAGCAGGGAGUUGGACUCAAUGAUCCUUAUGGGUCCCUUCCAGCUUGAGGUAUUCCAUGGCUCUAUGACUCUUAUGUGUCUGUGAAGCAUGCAAAACCUUCUUUCCUAAUGUUUCCCCAGUUUCUAACCCCACCACAGCACAAGUAGCAAGACCAGGAUGAGAUAUCUGUGGCACCCAUCUCCCCACGAUGUGUCCUCAACUGCUGGGUAGAGAGAGAAAUGAGUUUAGUCUCUGAAGGUGGUUCCUGUUCUCUAUAUAGAAAGAUGAACCAUUUGGGAGUCAGGAAUAAAUCACUGUGUAAUAGCAAGUUGAGUAUCAAGAACGUUUCCCUCUUUGGAGCAAUUUUACCAACUACUGGCACUUUUGGCUUGCUUUUCUUUCACAGCCUAAAGGGACACACAUUACUAAAAACACUUAAAACGAGAAGAAAUCUAUAGUCAAGGUCUGGAAGGAGAUCAAGAAAGGGCAAAGCAAGUGUCUUUGAAUUACUCUGUUGUAGAAUUUUUAGAUAACGUAGAAAUUUGAGACAUUCGUAAUAGCUUCCUAAGAGUUAAAAAAGCUUUCAAAAUGAAGCUAUUAGAUAUUAAAAUUUCUUCCUAAUGGAAAAAACCCUUUAAUUUCAAUCUUUAGCUGAUCCUAGUCUAAUGAAGGGCACUGGACCAGGCUGGUCCUCCUCCUCAGAUCUGAUGGGGGAACCUGUGAGGACAAGAAGGGUUCUUCAGCAGCUGGUACCUCCUGUGAUAGUAUUAGAGUCCAGGCAGAGCACUUCUAGGGCAUUUCUAAGCAUAUUGUGCAGUUUGUAACCCUCCCAUCUGCUGUCUUCAGGUCAGAAGCAUGAAGGAAGGCCAAGAAGACAAAAUUAACAGUGUUUGUACUCGCCUUUCUUGUCUGAGACUGGAUGGUAAAUGAAUUUGGCUGUACCAAAAAAUUCUACUUGAAAUUUCUGCCAUUUAUGUCCUUCCUCCUACAUAGCCACUAGGAAGAUGAAAGUUCAUUGCUGACAUGUUAUAAAAAAAUUUACAGCCAGACUUGCCUUUUCAGAGAUCAAAUAUUUUCCUUGCUGGGGAAACAGCUUCCUGCUUGAAUGGAGUACAUUCAUUUCUCUCUGCAGUCAGCACUGCGCUAAUUUCUACUCUCAGAAGCACCCGUCAGUAGGACAAGAUAACUCUUAUACCCAUGAAAAUUACAUUUCUCUAAUAAGGGAUGAGUGCAAGGUCUCUGAGCAGCCUGAAAUUCAUAUUAGAAAAUGGUGUACAGACGAAUUAAUUUUGAAGAUGCUGUGGUAAAUUAAUAGGCAGGCUGUUGACCUGGAGAGAAAGGAUUAGUUCUUCAUUUUUUCCCAAAGAGGAGAGAGGGAAGGGAAACUCAGAGCUCAUGUCCAGCCUGGAAGCAGGCAUCCAGGAAGGCAACCACCCAGAAAGAGGACAGAACCGGUGAGAAGCGGGUGCUGCUGAGCAUCUUCCUGCCUGUGCUUCUGGCUGAAAAGACUUACUGUGAUUCAUCUGGAAUGGGCUGAAUUUAUGAACCAGCGUACUCUCCUCCGGCAGACGCUCUAACCCAAAAUUAAAGCCUAGAUGAAGCUCCACUUCAGAUUCAUAGUUGCCUGUGUUAGUGCGUCUGUUUAUACCACAGUUUCCCACAAAUAUAAUUUAAUGUUUCCUUCACUUCUCGUGUGGCUAUUUGUCUUUAUUGUGGACUGCAACCAGCCACCUUCAGGUGGGGUUGAUUUUUGCUGAUACGAUUGUGCAAUAACCAGCUCACAGGGCUUUGGAGGAAAGAUGGGAAAGCAAACAAAAGCCUUCCCAAGAACCUCUCUGACCACAGCAUUGAUGAAAAAGUGCCUG